UCAGGUUCACAACUACAAUUAAUGGAAAGUCAGUCAAUAUAACUGAACCCGUAAACUUCACUCACAAGGCGACCGAGAAUUAUAAACCAUAAAUAGCUUGCUCUCUGAUUGCAUUUGCACACAUUAAAUAUUAGCUCGCUCAAAAUGGCUCUUACUCUUACAAAAUUAUGCCUUCCAAGCUUUGUUCUAGUGGGAAUAAUCCUUUCCUCAGCAAUUCUUCCCACUACUAGUUUUGAUGUGGGUAGUGUGGUGACUUCUGACUUCUUUGAUGGGAUCAAGAAUAAAGCCGCACCAGAUUGUGUAGGGCAAAGCUUUUACACAAGAGAUGAGUUUCUGAAUGCUGUUACUCAAUUUAACGAUUUCGCUCAAGCUGGUUCGGAUGAUGAUUCUAAGCGUAUGUGCAAAAUAGAAGAGGAUGACAAGUCAAAUAGCUACUGUGAUGAUAUUAACUACCCAGCCUAUCCAUGCGUUUCUGGCAAGUUGUACUACGGGCGUGGGCCGCUGCAGCUCACCUGGAACUACAACUACGGGGAAUGCGGAAAAGUAGUCGGAUUCGAUGGACUCCAGGCGCCAGAAACAGUGUCCCAGGACCCUAGUGUAAGCUUCAAGUGUUCCUUGUGGUUCUGGAUGACCAAUGUCCACUCAGUGGUAAACCAAGGUUUUGGGGAAACAAUUCGGAAGAUUAAUUCUGGGGAAUGUGAUGGCGGAAACCCUGCUCAGGUUCAGAGUCGUGUUGGGUAUUACCAGGAUUAUUGCAGCAAAUUUGGUGUUGAUUCUGGCCAGAAUCUCUACUGUUAGACUCCUUGCACCACUUGAUUUACUAGUAUAUAUGGAGAAUAAAAAGAGUUGUUUCAUGAAUAAAAGGAGUACCCCUAUAACCUGCUGAAGGUUUCAUGUAUCUGAGACUACAUUAAUGCUUAUUUAUAUGUUCGGAGUCUUGGGACCUCGUUUUACCUUAUAUAUAUUUGAAUAAUACAACUAUGUAUUCAAAUCAA
This is a messenger RNA of Mangifera indica (mango), 995 nucleotides long. RefSeq names its product chitinase 4-like. The record is from RefSeq and is a predicted model, not a curated record. The transcript is spliced from 2 exons. Lineage: Eukaryota; Viridiplantae; Streptophyta; Magnoliopsida; Sapindales; Anacardiaceae. Bases 145 to 798 code for a protein of 217 amino acids. Gene Ontology annotation, biological process: carbohydrate metabolic process; cell wall macromolecule catabolic process; chitin catabolic process. Gene Ontology annotation, molecular function: chitinase activity.